AUUUUUUCUCUCUCUCUCUUUCUUAUUAACAUAAUUUACACCUAUGGAUUUCAACAAGAUUCUAUCAUUGCUCAAGGGACAAGAUAUAGUGACACCCAACGUAGCACCGCCAGCACCAGCACCAGCGGCGACUGCAACAUCCGUAGAAGCACCGGCACUAAGUUCGGGACUCGACUUAUCCAACAUUAGCCAGAGCGUGAUUGAUCAAGUUCGAAAUGAGUACUUGACCAAGAAAAAGUCUGAAGAUAAAUUAAAGAAUGCAACGACCAUUACACCCGAAGUGUUGGUCACGAUUGGCAAAAUGGUGCAAGAGACAGAUCUGGUGAAAGUGCUGAAAAAGUGUAAAGAAAGACAGGAUAAUAAGGAGAAGGAGCUGUAUUCUCAUCGAGAAUCCAUCAAGGCAAGAUAUAGCAAACAAAAGGAGAGUAUAUUAGCAAAACAAUUAAUUGGCGUGAAAAGUAAUAAUCCCAACGAAUUGCAGAUGGUAGAGAGAGAAAUGAAUCAAGAGUUACAUGGAUUGGAUUUACAAAUUAUCAAGGAUAUGGACAAAGAAGUGACCUAUUUGCAACAAGAGUUUGUUAAAUUAAAUGUUCCCUUAUUCAAGGUGACCAAGGAUCCUAAUGAUAUAAAAUUGCAACAGAAAGUAUUAUUUAUGCUACAGGAUAUGAUUUAAAAUAAAGGGGUGGGGGAUGGUAUGCAAAAUGUAGAAAUUUUUUAUUA
Molecule: messenger RNA, 720 nt
Organism: Mucor mucedo
Lineage: Eukaryota; Fungi; Mucoromycota; Mucoromycetes; Mucorales; Mucoraceae
Exons: 4
Coding region: 44-673 (209 amino acids)
Source: RefSeq, a predicted model, not a curated record